Panicum virgatum (switchgrass) is the source of this 1656-nucleotide messenger RNA. RefSeq names its product tRNA pseudouridine synthase A-like. The coding region runs from base 65 to 1237 and encodes 390 amino acids. Gene Ontology annotation, molecular function: RNA binding; pseudouridine synthase activity. Gene Ontology annotation, biological process: tRNA pseudouridine synthesis. NCBI's taxonomy places the organism in Eukaryota, Viridiplantae, Streptophyta, Magnoliopsida, Poales, Poaceae. The record is from RefSeq and is a predicted model, not a curated record. The transcript has 11 exons.
CAAAUCACCUUUGACUCGCAGACCCCUCCCAAAACCAUCGCCUCCAACCCAUGCCGCAAUCGCCAUGAGCACCAGCAACCCCGCCGCCGCCUCAACCAAGCGCCCCUGUGACCCCUCCCACGCCGACCCCACGCCGCCGGCCAAGCUCCAGCGAUCCUCCGACCCACCGGACCCCGCGCCGGCCGGGAACCCAGACGGUGCCACCGACGGCGGCGAGAAGACGGGAGUGGAUAGCGAGGCGAUGGCCGGUGCACGGAACCCUCGGGCGCAGCGGUACCUGGUUGCGGUGGAGUACGUCGGCACCCGCUUCUCCGGCUCCCAGCAGCAGCCCAACCAGCGGACCGUAGUCGGCGUUCUCGAGGAGGCAUUUCAAAAAUUCAUUGGGCAGCCAGUUUCGAUAUUCUGUUCUAGCCGAACGGAUGCAGGUGUUCACGCUUUAUCAAAUGUUUGCCAUGUUGAUGUGGAGCGGAUAAGUAAAAGGAAGCCUGGUGAAGUGUUAACACCUCAUGAGCCUGGAGUUGUAAAACGUGCUGUGAACCACUUUCUACAGAGGAAUGAAGGUGACAUAAUGGUGACUGAUGUUUGCUGUGUUGCACAAGAUUUUCAUGCUAGAUACAAAGCUCUAGAGCGCACAUAUCACUAUCGUUUGCUUUCUGGUCCUGCGUCAACAUCAGUAUUCGAGAAAAGCUCUGCUUGGCACAUAUCUGAGGAUUUGGAUAUUCAGGCAAUGAAGAAAGCAUGCAGCAUACUUGUUGGGCAUCAUGAUUUCAGUUCGUUUCGUGCAGCUGGAUGUCAGGCAAACUCACCAAUGAGAACUCUGGAUGAACUUACUGUUACAGAAGUAUUCCCUUUCAUGUUUUUUCCUUCAAGCAUAGAACGAUCAGAGAUGGAAUUGUCAGAUGGGUCUCUUGUUUAUUCGAGGACACUAGCCUUGGAAUCAUCUGAGAAAGAAUCUGAUGGUUCCUGUUCUAGCAGUGGGAAAUCAGAAACUGAGAACAGAAAAGAAUUUGGAUCAAGAUUAAGGCACCACUGCUUUGUUGUUACUGCAAGGGCACGAUCUUUUCUUUACCAUCAGGUAAGGUUGAUGGUCGGUCUUCUAAAAUCUGUUGGGACGGGCGAUCUAACAACUGCAGAUGUUGAGAGAAUUUUGAAUGCAAAGACGGUGACAGUUGCACCUCCUAUGGCACCUGCUUGUGGUCUGUACCUUGCUAACGUGAAAUACGACCUGAGCGUUUGAAGACAAAUUUUAUCACAUGGCUUCUGUUGCUGUGCCUCCAAGUUUUGUCAGCUGUCGGCUAUCUAAGGGUCAGGCUCUUGAAUCAUCAUGAACCGAAAAGCAACAUACGGAAAAGGACCUGCUUUAUUCUCGUCAGUUUUUGCUAUGUAUGCAGAUGAUCGGGUGUUUACGUUUUGUGGACAUGCUUUAGAAGGCUAAAGUGUUCCAUACAUCUGCGCGUUUUGAGACGCAACACAGCUUAGCCAAUAACAUGCCCCGAUAAUUCCUAUUUUCUGAUGCACUAUUUGUAAAAUUCGAGAUGAUGGUAGAGGUAAUUGCCACAGCUGACCUUUCAGUUCCUUAUUCUGAUGUAUUCCCCAAAUAAUAUAUGGGCGCCCCUUGGUGGCUUGGUCCUAUGUAAUUUGUUGUCAAUACUCAAA